Molecule: messenger RNA, 335 nt
Organism: Micromonas commoda
Lineage: Eukaryota; Viridiplantae; Chlorophyta; Mamiellophyceae; Mamiellales; Mamiellaceae
Exons: 1
Source: RefSeq, a predicted model, not a curated record
AUGUUGGCAGCCUUUGAGCCUGGUGCGGCGGGACUCAAAGUUUACGAGACAGCCGCCCGCCGUGCGGAUAUCAGGUUUGGACUCGUCACCGAUGCGUCUCUUCUACCAGAGCUCGACUUACCCGGCGAAGAAGAUAUCGUUCUGAUGUAUCGGAGUUUCGAUGAGCGGAUCGUUCGGUUUGACAUGGACUUCACGGUUGAGAACCUGAAGCGUUUCGUUGACGCUAAAAGUCUCCCCCUCGUGGCUGAGCUCGACAAGACACCUGAGAACAGAAACAUUCUGCGACGCGUGUUUGAAUUUCGCGCCCCGAAAGUUAUCGCCUUCAUCAAUUUUAA